Messenger RNA from Miscanthus lutarioriparius, 2436 nucleotides. The record is from the annotation of a GenBank genome assembly. Lineage: Eukaryota; Viridiplantae; Streptophyta; Magnoliopsida; Poales; Poaceae.
AUGGCGCGAUCCAUCGAUUGCGCCUCCGACAGCUCGGUCAAGAACGUGGCGCUGGACACGCUGUUCCUCAUCGUCCUCCAGGCGGCCGUCGUCAUCGCGCUCGGCAAGUUCAUACACCUCGGCCUCCGCCGCCACAACCUGCCCAGCGCCACCUCCCAGAUCAUCGUACGCGGGGAUCAUCGUGGGAGCCUGGGCCUGCACGACGUGAUCGUGCACGUCGACGUGGAGAAUGCGGAGGACACCUACGGCCGCUACGUGUCGGAGGCGCGCAUCUUCUACAUGUUCUACGUCGGCCUGGAGGCGGACGUCGCGGCGCUGUGGAACGACAUGCGCCGGGCCACCAUCUUCACGUACGCGAGCGUCGCCACCUGCCUGCUCCUCGCGGCCUUCGUCUCCGGCGGCAUGUACGGCAGCAUGAUGCACACCCCGGUGAGGUCGCCCGAGCUGCUGGCCGCGGUGCUCAUGCUGUCCAUCGCCGACACCGCCUCCGUCGACGUCUCGCGGAUGGCCAGCGAGAUGGGGCUCGCGGCCACGCCCAGCGGCCGCCUCGUCGUCGCCACGGCGAUCGCGACCAACAUCAUCUGCAUCGUCGGCGAGGGGGUGUUCUCCUGCAUGAAGCUGGCAUCCAGCAGGACCCCGGACUACAGCGCCCCGCAGCGGCUGGGGCUGGGCAUCCUCGCGCUCGUCAAGGUGGGCAUCGCCGUGUCGCUGCUCAGGCCGGUGGUGGCGUUCAUCAACCGGCGCAACGCGGGGCGGCACCGCGUCGGCAACUGGGAGCUGGUGCUGCUACUCUUCGCCGUGUCGUGCAUCGGCAACUUCCCGCAGCGCGUGGGGUUCGACGGGAUGCCGGUGAGCCUCCUGCUGGGGCUUGCGUUCCCCAGGGAAGGCCCCGUGGCGAGGAGCAUCAUCGACACGCUGGCGUAUCCGCUCCACGCCCUCGCGCUGCCCUUCUAUUUCGGCGCCAUGGGGAUGCGGCUUAACUUCAGCGCCAUGUCGGGCGCCAUCCUGGUGCCGGCCAUCCUCCUGACGCUGCUCGGCUUGAUCGGCAAGUGCGCCGGCACCAUGGGCGCCGCCAGGUUCCUCAAGAUGCCGACCGCCGACGCUCUGCGCUUGGGCGUCCUGCUCAACAUCAAAGGCCACGUCAACAUGAUCGACAUGAGAUUCGCCAGUUCCGAAGGGAUCUGGGCGGAACAGGCGCUGAUGGCGAUGGUCGUCGGCAGCAUGAUCAGCACCAUCAUCGCGGGGCCGGUGUUCGCCGUGGUGUUCCGCAAGGAGAAAGAGGCGUACGAGUGCAGCCACCAGGCGCUGGAACACAUGGCCACGGACCAGGAGCUGCGCAUGCUCGCCUGCGUGCACGGCGCGCGCGGCACGCCGGGCAUGCUCAGCCUGCUCGAGCUGCUGGCGAGCAAGCCCCGCGCGCAGCCCACCAUCCACGUCCUCCACUUCUUCGACGUCGCGCGCAAGGACGACGCCCCCAGACAGUACCACCAGAGGGCCCAGGACAGCGAGCAUAAGCACAUGAGCCGCCGCAAGGACGCCACCACGCAGGUGAACUGGGCCGUCGACGUGUUCACCUGCGCCACCGGCCUCGUCAUCCGCCAGAUCGACGCCGGUGACCGCGGCAGCGCCGUGAACGCCAAGGCCAUCCGACGCUGGACGGAGGACGUCCGCUCGGGCAUCCUGCUGAUUCCCUACCACAAGGAGCAGCACUACGACGGCACCAUGGUCUGCCGGCGCGAGGACCGCCGCCAGCUCAACCUCAAGGUGCUAGAGGGCGCGCCGUGCACCACGGCCAUUCUCGCCGACCGCCCGUUCCGGAGAAGCGGCACCAGCUUCCAGCUGCCAACCAAGAUAUCGACGAGCACGGAGGCCGCCGGGAACCAGGGCGACGAGAAGGUGACGACCCACGUCGCCGCCGUCUUCCUCGGCGGCCCGGACGACCGCGAGGCCGUUGCCCUCGCCUGCCGCCUCGCCAAGAACGAGUCCGUCAGACUGACAGUCGUCCGCUUCGUGCUCCGCGAAAGCACGGACGACCGCGUCGCGACGACGAGCGCCGACAUCGACGGGGAGGUGUCCGUGGUCGUCGACGACCCGGACGAGGAGUGCGUGUCGGAGUUCCAGCGCGAGUACGUGGCGAAGGAGCGCGCGGCGUACGCGGAGAAAGCGGUGACGGGGCCCAUGGACGUGGUGGAGGCACUGCGCGGGAUGGCCGGCGCGUAUGCGCUGGUGGUGGUGGGGCGUGGCGAGCGGCAGCCGGCGGAGCUGGUGGUAGGGCUGGAAGGGUGGGCGGAGUGCGCGGAGGUAGGCCCGGUCGGGGAGAUCCUGGCCUCGGACGAGUCGCUGGAGAUGGGCUCCGUGCUUGUCGUGCAGCAGAAGACCGUGCCCCCGUUCCACUUCGACUUUGCCGCCGCCAGCUCCGGCGAACUGACACCAUGA